Molecule: messenger RNA, 1694 nt
Organism: Dicentrarchus labrax (European seabass)
Lineage: Eukaryota; Metazoa; Chordata; Actinopteri; Moronidae
Gene: tcea2
Product: transcription elongation factor A (SII), 2
Exons: 10
Coding region: 275-1231 (318 amino acids)
Biological process (GO): DNA-templated transcription; transcription elongation by RNA polymerase II
Cellular component (GO): nucleus
Molecular function (GO): zinc ion binding; nucleic acid binding
Source: RefSeq, a predicted model, not a curated record
GCUGGACUGUCGAGUCUCCUUUAAAAGUUCUGGACAAGUCGCCCCUGAGCUGAAUUUGGACAGGGCCCAAAACCAAAAACUACAACUCCCGGCGUCCCACGGUGACACACAACAACAAACGAGAGGCAGGCGGCAGCUGGGAGAGAAGGAGACAGACAGGCUGCGUAGAGAGAGUGAAGAGAGAGAGAGACAGGGAGAGUUUCUUCCUCCUCCUCAUCAAUGGGGCUUGUCACCGCGGCGCAGGAGGAGAACUGACGGGAGGAAUCCGCUCAAAAUGGCUAAAAACCAGGAAGUGGAGCGCAUCGCCAAAAAGCUGGAUAAAAUGGUGCACAAGAAGAACACGGACGGAGCUCUCGACCUGCUGAGGGAGCUGAAGAACAUCAAGAUGUCUCUGGAGACCCUGCAGUCGACCAGAGUCGGGAUGUCGGUGAACGCGGUGAGGAAACAGAGUUCAGAUGAAGAAGUUCAGACCUUGGCCAAGGCUCUCAUUAAAUCCUGGAAGAAACUGCUGGACGGUUCAGAGGAGAAGGAGAAGAAGAAGGAAGGCUCUCCUGUGAGGUCAUCGUCCACCUCCAAGGACUCUGGCAGCAGCGAGAAAAGCAGUAAGAAGCCCGGGGGGUCCCCCACCACCCUAACCACACCCACCACGCCCAUCACACCCACCACCCCCACCACCCCUACUACGCCAACCCUCCCCCCUCGGGUCACCUCCUUCCCCCCCGCCCCCGUCACCACCGACAGUGUGCGGAACAAGUGUCGAGAACUGCUGGUGGCAGCGCUGCAAACUGAUGAUGACCACCGGACCAUUGGAGUCGACUGUGAGCACCUUGCAGCGCAAAUUGAAGAGGAGAUCUUCCAGGAGUUUAAGUCGACAGAUAUUAAAUACAAAACCCGUCUACGAAGCCGCAUCUCCAACCUCAAGGACCAGAAGAAUCCAGACCUGCGGCGCAAUGUCCUGUGUGGGAACAUCUCGCCUCAACGCAUCGCCAGCAUGACUGCUGAGGAGAUGGCGAGUGCAGAGCUGAAGCAGAUCAGAGAGGCUCUGACCAAAGAGUCCAUCAGAGAGCAUCAGCUGUCGAAGGUCGGAGGAACCGAGACGGACAUGUUCAUCUGCAACAAGUGUCAUGGAAAGAGCUGCUCAUACACCCAGGUGCAGACCCGCAGUGCUGAUGAGCCCAUGACCACCUUUGUGUUGUGUAACAGCUGCGGCAACCGAUGGAAGUUCUGUUGAAGAAGACGUGUGUGUGUGUGUGUGUGUGUGUGUGUGUGUGUGUGUGUGUGUGUGUGUGUGUGUGUGUGUGUGUGUGUGUGUGUGUGUGUGUGUGUGUGUGUGUGUGUGUGUGUGUGUGUGUUAUUCUAUCAUGAAGCAAACUGACUAAAGUGAAUUGAAUGUGGAUUUAAAAAAUGAAUAUAGUUUUUUCUUUAUUUUGUAUAAUUUCUUUUUAUAUAUAUAUAUAUAAAAGCUGUAAUAUAUUUAGAGACAAAUGUGCCAGUUCUUGUUGUCAAUCGGUUAAAUUUGUUUUGUAUGGAGCACUUAGAGUUUAUUUCUUAUUAUAGAUGAAGCUUUAAGCCAGAUUGAAAUCACAUUUAGGCGUUGUGGAAACAGUGGAUGUGCCUUUCUUUGCCAUGUUGUGCUGCCACAUAUUUUGCCCUUAACAUUUAUAUUAAAGUUGCUCUUGGAUUAAGACGAUGAA